CACUCUGUUACUGCGCUUCUUUCUCAUCAUUCAUUCAAAUUUUCUUAUUUUAUUAUCAUUAUUAUUAUUAAUUAAUUAAUUUUUUCACACUGUUUCUACUAGUUAUUAUUAAUAUUAUAAUAUUAUUAUUACUACUAUUCUACUCUGGCGUUUUCUGAAGAAGAAGCUGUGUCGUGUGAGAUCUGAUAACAACAACAACAGCGGUUGGUUUCUCAAAGGUUUCAGUUUCUGCAUCAUGAGCCAAGAUACAUGGAUUGUUAACAAGGCUGUUCAAUGAAGAAAUCAUAAUGAGUAGGUUAGGGUGGAAUCACUGUCCAUGGGCACCCCUGACAAAAAGAUAUCUGAUCUUGUUGAUGUAGUUAGGUCCUGGAUCCCUCGAAGAGUUGAGCCACCAAAUGUGUCGAGGGAUUUUUGGAUGCCAGAUCAAAGUUGUCCCUUAUGCUACGAGUGUGAUUCACAGUUUACAGUAUUCAACCGCAGGCAUCACUGUCGUAUCUGUGGCCGAGUUUUUUGUGCAAAAUGCACUGCUAAUUUUGUUCCUUCGUCUCCGCGUGAGCCAAAUAUUGGUCGUGAAGAUUGGGAAAGGAUUAGGGUCUGUAACUAUUGCUUUAAGCAAUGGGAGAAGGGAGUAGCAGCUGUUGAUAAUGUCACUCCCUCAGCCACCCCUUGUCUCAGCCCUUCGCCAUCUUCGACAAGUUUGGUCAGCUCUAAGUCCAGUUGCACCUGUCACAGUAGCAGCAGCACUGCCGGUUCAGUUCCUUAUUCAACAGGGUCUUAUCAGUGUGUGCCUAGUAGUCCACAUCAAUCUUCCCAAAUGAAUCUAAUAACAGACGAGCAAGAAAAUUUAAAUUCAGGGAUGAGUACUAAUCCCUCUGAAGCUGUAGAGAAUUUGAAUUCUAACCAAUAUGGCUAUUGCUUCAACAGGAGUGAUGAUGAGGACGAUGAUUAUGGUGUUUACCAUUCCGACACAGAAUCAAGGCAUUAUUCUCGCAUCAAUGACUAUGAUGAUCUAGUUAACAUUCAAGGGAUUGACCGUGUCUAUGGACCACAUAUAAUGCAUUCCGAUGGAGAUAACAUUCAAGAAAGAAGUUCGAGUUGCCUAGCGCCACCACAGAAUCUUGAGUUAGAUGGUACAGAUGGAGUUCAAGCACUGGGAAAAGAAGCCGAUGAGCAUGAUCAUACCGAUGAAUGUGAAACAUCUCCCUAUCAAGAGGAGGCUAAUAAUAUGGAGCCUGUGGAUUUUGAAAAUAAUGGGCUGCUGUGGCUACCUCCGGAGCCGGAGGAUGAAGAGGAUGAUAGAGAAGCUGCUCUUUUUGAUGACGAUGAAGAUGAAGGUAGUACUGGAGAAUGGGGAUAUCUACGAUCCUCCGCUAGCUUUGGUUCUGGAGAAUUUCGCAGCAGAGAUAAAUCAGGUGAGAAUAACAGGAAAGCAAUGAAGAAUGUUGUGGAAGGGCAUUUUAGAGCUCUGGUAGCUCAGCUUUUGCAGGUGGAAAGCCUAACUGUUGAUGAUGAUGGCAAAGAAAGUUGGUUGGAUAUAAUUACCACUUUGUCUUGGGAAGCUGCAACCCUUCUGAAGCCUGAUACGAGCAGAGGUGGAGGUAUGGAUCCUGGUGGAUAUGUAAAGGUUAAAUGCAUAGCUUGUGGGCAUCGAAAUGAAAGCAUGGUGGUUAAAGGCAUAGUUUGUAAGAAGAAUGUAGCUCAUCGGCGAAUGACUUCAAAAAUUGAUAAACCACGUUUUAUAAUACUUGGAGGUGCUUUGGAGUAUCAGCGUGUUUCUAACCAGUUAUCAAGUGUGGAUACAUUGUUACAGCAGGAGAUGGACCAUUUGAAGAUGGCAGUUACGAAGAUUGCUGCUCAUCACCCCAAUGUUCUUUUGGUCGAGAAGUCAGUAUCUCGUUAUGCUCAAGAAUACCUUCUUGCUAAAGACAUAUCUCUUGUUCUGAAUAUUAAAAGGCCACUUUUAGAACGUAUUGCUCGUUGUACUGGGGCACAGAUUGUCCCUUCAGUUGAUCAUUUGUCCUCCCAAAAACUGGGUUACUGUGAAGCGUUUCACGUCGACAAAUUUUUUGAGGAGCAUGGUAGUGCUGGACAAGGUGGGAAAAAAUUAACGAAGACUUUGAUGUUCUUUGAGGAUUGCCCGAAACCGCUGGGUUGCACUAUUUUGCUUAAAGGCUCUAAUGGGGAUGAGUUGAAGAAGGUGAAACAUGUAGUCCAAUAUGGAGUCUUUGCAGCCUAUCAUUUGGCGCUGGAAACAUCUUUUUUGGCAGAUGAAGGUGCUUCACCUCUAGAGUUUCCCUUGAAAUCUCCCAUAACUGUUGCACUACCUGAUAAACCAUCUAGUAUUGUAAAAUCCAUUUCAACUAUCCCUGGAUUUUCUUCUGUCACCGGUAGAGGGCAUCAGGGAGCUCAAACUAAUAAAGAAGGACCAAAAUGUAACGAUGGCUACAAGACGCAUAGAACCUUACCUAGCUGCAGUGGAUCCAUUGAAAGAUCACUGGCGGGUGAGUCAAUCCACAUGCAUGAGAUCUCUGGGGACGUCUCACAAUUAGCUCAGGAUAUGUCAUCUUCCCACUGCAAUAGUUUCCUCACAAAUACUGCUUUUGAGAAGGAUGGCAAAGAACGUCCCAAGGAAUCCUUACAUUGCAGACAAGAUGAGGGAACAAAGACAAUGAUACAUGCUGAUAUUAUUUCAGAUUUCUUUGGUACCCUAGAGCCUUCGGGGAGAGAUGGCAAUAACCAUAUCAAAGCUGUAUCAUUGGCUUCAAAUCAAGGACCUGAUCCUGAGUCACCUAUUGUAAAACACGAUGACAAUAACAAUAAUUUUGAUAAUGACAUGAUACAUUCAAAAGAAGAUUUUCCUCCCUCAACUUCUGACCAUCAGAGUAUUUUGGUUUUCUUAUCAACACGUUGUGUGUGGAAAGGAACUGUUUGUGAAAGAUCCCAUCUUGUGAGAAUUAAAUACUAUGGAAGCUCUGAUAAGCCUUUGGGUCGAUUUUUGAAAGAUCAACUAUUUGACGAGAAAUACACUUGCCGCUCAUGUGAAAUGCCACCGGAAGCUCAUGUUCAUUGUUAUACUCAUCGGCAAGGGAGCCUGACAAUUUCUGUGAAGAAACUAUCAGAGUUUCCUUUACCAGGGGAAGGGGAAGGUAAAAUCUGGAUGUGGCACAGGUGCCUGAAAUGUCCUCGUGUAAAUGGUUUUCCUCCUGCCACACGGAGAGUAGUUAUGUCUGAUGCUGCUUGGGGCCUAUCCUUUGGGAAAUUCUUGGAGCUGAGUUUCUCAAAUCAUGCAGCAGCAAGCAGGGUUGCAAAUUGUGGUCAUUCUCUUCACAGAGAUUGUUUAAGAUUCUAUGGAUUUGGGAAGAUGGUGGCCUGCUUUCGUUAUGCUUCGAUUGACCUUAAUUCUGUUUAUCUUCCUCCAUCUAAACUUGAAUUCAACUACGAUAGUCAGGACUGGCUACAGAAAGAAGCUCAUGAGCAGGUACAUAACAAGGCGGAAAUACUGUUCAGUGAAGUGUGCAGCGCUCUAAAUCAAAUUUCAGAAAAGUUUUCAGGUUCUGUGCUGCAGGAGGGUGGAAAGGCAGUGGCAGAUUUUAGGCAUUUGAUUGUUGAACUUAAAGAAAUUCUGCAGAAAGAGAAAGAAGAAUCUGAGGUCUUGUUACAGAAGUUUCUGCAUCAAGAGGGCAUAGCUGGUGGGCUCAUGGUUGAUGUUCUAGAGCUCUGUAAAUUGCGCCGGCAUAUCCUUAUUCUUUCUUUUGUAUGGGACCAGCGCCUGAUAUAUGCAUCCAAUCAAGGUAAAAUUACUUUUUCAGAAGAUUCAAAGAACUCCUAUCAGAAAGUGAAAUCAAUUGGUUCUAAGGAAAAAGCUGUGGAGACAGAUGUGGUCACUAGGUCUGCAAGAAGCCAUAGCAGUUCUGAUUCCUUUCUUUUGGAAACAAAACCUGAUGGAAACCUUGAUUUAGAAAACUCUAGCCACCUUAGCCAGUCUGGUGAAAUGAUCAAAGGUGAGGACAAGAGUAAAGACAUAGGCCAGAGUAAAUUUGAUCUUUCUCUCUCUCAUGACGCAAAUAUCAAUGAUAAAUCAAACUCUUCGGAGUUUGGAGGAGCUAUCCGGAGGAGGAGGACUUCGUCCGAGGGGGGAUCUCGUAAUGUGGCCAAUUUAUCUGAUACCCUUGACGCAGCAUGGACUGGGGAGAACCACCCGGAAAAUAUACUAUACGAAGAAAAUGGUUGUCCAGCUCCUGAUGUAGCAGCUGUGACAGUUCAUUCACCUACGGUAAUAGCUACUGCAAAAUCAAAUCUUGAUAAUUAUACUGCUGGUAUAGGUGGAACCGAAACAGGAAACACUCAUGACUCUAAAUUGCAUUCCAAAGGUCUUGACACUAGAUGGUCUGGGAUGCCUUUUGCUAACUCAUAUUCAUUCGACAAAACUUCUGCCUUCAAUACACAGAAACUUGUUGAUUACAACUUUGUCCACAUUUUAUCAUUUCGAGAGUUGGACCGCCAGACGGGUGCUAGACUGCUUCUUCCUGUUGGCAUUAAUGAUACCAUAGUGCCAGUCUAUGAUGAUGAACCGACUAGUGUUAUAGCACAUGUGCUUGUAUCAAAAGAUUAUCAUAUCCAGAUGUCAGAUUCUGAUAGGCCUAAAGACAGUCUAGAAAGUUCAGUUUCAUUGCCACUAUUUGAUUCGACAAGCCUACUUUCUCUGAACUCUUUGGAUGAGACAAUUACAAACAGCUACAGAAGUUUUGGAUCAUCUGAAGAGAGCAUGACGUUAUCCACUUCUGGGUCUCGGAUGGUUGGGGAUUCACUCCUGUAUUCAAAGGAUUUUCAUGCAAGGGUUUCUUUUAAUGAUGACAGUUCCCUUGGAAAAGUGAAAUAUAAUGUAACUUGCUACUAUGCAAAGAGAUUUGAGGCUCUAAGAAGAACUUGUUGCCCUUCUGAGCUUGAUUUUGUGCGGUCCCUUAGUCGUUGUAAGAAGUGGGGGGCUCAGGGAGGAAAGAGCAAUGUUUUCUUUGCAAAAACCUUGGAUGAUAGAUUUAUCGUCAAGCAGGUUACAAAGACAGAGCUUGAAUCAUUUAUCAAGUUUGCACCGGCUUAUUUUAAAUAUUUAUCAGAGUCAAUCAGUACGGGAAGCCCAACUUGUCUGGCAAAGAUCUUGGGAAUUUAUCAGGUAACAUCAAAGCACCUCAAAGGAGGGAAGGAAACAAAAAUGGAUGUUUUGGUUAUGGAAAAUCUUCUUUAUCGGCGCAACAUAAGACGGCUUUAUGAUCUCAAAGGUUCUUCUCGAUCCAGGUACAAUCCAGAUACAAGUGGGAGCAAUAAAGUUCUGCUGGAUCAGAAUCUCAUUGAAGCUAUGCCGACCUCUCCAAUAUUUGUUGGGAACAAGGCAAAGCGGCUUCUUGAGAGAGCUGUGUGGAAUGAUACUGCAUUCCUUGCUUCAAUAUAUGUGAUGGACUACUCACUGCUUGUUGGCGUGGAUGAGGAGAAGCAUGAGCUAGUUUUAGGCAUCAUUGAUUUCAUGAGGCAGUAUACAUGGGACAAGCACCUUGAAACUUGGGUGAAGACCUCAGGUAUUCUUGGUGGACCCAAGAAUACUUCUCCAACUGUUAUAUCACCGCAGCAGUACAAGAAACGGUUCAGGAAAGCGAUGAGCUUAUAUUUCCUGAUGGUGCCUGAUCAAUGGUCUCCUCCAAGCUUACAAACCAGUGAAUCCCAAAACGACCUUUGUGAUGAAAAUUCAUGAGGUGGGGCCCAUUUGAUUGAUAUGUUCAAUGUUUAUAUCUUGUAAAUGUUAAGAUAAAGAUUACAGCUUCCAUUCAUGUCUGUUCUCUUUUUUCUUAUACCCUCGAUAUAUUUCUGCUGCAUUUGUAUUAUGUGAUAAAUGCAGGUGUAAAUUUGUGUUCCUUAGAAAAAACAUGGUAGGUGCACCUUCAAUUACCGGGGAAUGUUCAAAGGGAAUUGCUGGAUCAUGUCUGUUAAGGCUAACUGUACAGUGAUUUGUUUAUUUUCCCUCUCAAUUUUUGAUCUACAAAUCAUAACUUUCUGAAGGCAUUUUGUAUUAUAACACCUUUUCUUUA
Medicago truncatula (barrel medic) is the source of this 6077-nucleotide messenger RNA. RefSeq names its product 1-phosphatidylinositol-3-phosphate 5-kinase FAB1B. Gene Ontology annotation, biological process: phosphatidylinositol phosphate biosynthetic process. Gene Ontology annotation, molecular function: metal ion binding; ATP binding; 1-phosphatidylinositol-3-phosphate 5-kinase activity. Gene Ontology annotation, cellular component: endosome membrane. The transcript is spliced from 12 exons. The record is from RefSeq and is a predicted model, not a curated record. NCBI's taxonomy places the organism in Eukaryota, Viridiplantae, Streptophyta, Magnoliopsida, Fabales, Fabaceae. Bases 317 to 5743 code for a protein of 1808 amino acids.